Messenger RNA from Endocarpon pusillum Z07020, 543 nucleotides. RefSeq lists its product as uncharacterized. The record is from RefSeq and is a predicted model, not a curated record. Lineage: Eukaryota; Fungi; Ascomycota; Eurotiomycetes; Verrucariales; Verrucariaceae. Gene Ontology annotation, cellular component: endoplasmic reticulum membrane. The coding region runs from base 1 to 543 and encodes 180 amino acids. The transcript has 3 exons. Gene Ontology annotation, biological process: ceramide metabolic process; negative regulation of ceramide biosynthetic process; intracellular sphingolipid homeostasis.
AUGAGCUCGGGGAAGAGUGGGAGGAGACGAAGGUCGAGCAGCAUCAUCUAUCAUGAACCACCAGAAUCAUUAGAGCAUAUCAGCGACCAGUCCGCUCUGCCAAACCUCAAUUCACAAUGGGUUAAUGCGAAGGGCGCCUGGACCAUCCACUUUGUCCUCAUAGUCGCCCUCAAGAUACUGUUCGACAUCAUACCAGGCUUCACCCAGGAGGUUUCGUGGACACUCACCAACAUCAGCUACAUGUUUGGCUCUUACUUGAUGUUCCACUAUGUCCGAGGAGUGCCGUUCGAGUUCAACGCUGGAGCUUAUGACAACCUGAAUAUGUGGGAGCAGAUCGACAACGGAGACCAAUACACCCCUGCAAAGAAAUUCCUCCUGAGCGUGCCAAUAAUCCUUUUCCUCCUCAGCACACACUAUACGCAUUACGACCUGACGUACUUUACGAUCAACUUCCUGGCGCUGAUGGCGGUGGUGAUCCCCAAACUACCUUGGAGUCAUCGCAUGCGGGUAGGAUUGUUCUCGGGAGGGCCGGACGACCCUUGA